AUGAUUUGUCAUGGAAGGAGUUCUCGCAUAGACAACAUGUCAGAGAUACAGUCGCCAAUUCUUUUUGAUAAUUGCUCCUCAUUCAGUACUGUAGGAUGGAUGUUACUGAUGACUGCCGCUGUCAGCUUGAUAUUCAGUUCGUUUCCAUUUUACACAUUGAUAAAUUUCGCAUGGAAAGAGUACGAUGCCGCGGUUAUAGGUCUCUCAAGAGCUAUAAAAGUUUAUCUUAUCGCCUUCAUAGCCACAGAGAUGUUUGGCAACAUGUUUGUCGUGCCGUUAUUUUUUAUAAAGGACAUGCAAAGUCUCGUUUGUUGGCCAGUUUCUCGCUCAAAAGUGACGGUGCAGACACUUUGUGCCUUGUCAUUUUGCUCUUAUUUUUCGUACAAAUUGCUGUCGAUGUUUUUAACCACAAUCACAGGUUACUCUUGUUUACUUCACUUUAAUCAGUCGUCUAAGUUGUACAGGGGAGAGGAAUUUAGAACUGUCAACAAAACGUGCGGCUACGAAGCUCAGAUUUCAUUAGUAACAGAGUCCAGCCAGUCUCAUCAAUCUGGAAGCAGUUGUGAAAGCACGUCAAGUAGCAUUUCUCGAAGGCGGCCGCUCUGGUUCAUGUUGAUAUUCGUUGUUGUUUUGGCCAUUGGCAUACCUUCACUUCCACUCGUUGGCCUUGGUCCAUUCAAUCUUGCAACUGCACCGGAAAUUUCAACAACUCUUAACAAUGCAAACAUAAGUCGUUUAGAUAGCGAUGUGCUACAAACCGAAGUCUGCACUUUGUUUACUUUUGCAACUCCGGCGACAGAAAAGGAGUACAUUUUCCCCCUUGCACUUCUAAUGGCAUCUGGAAGCUGUGGCCUAAUUCUCAUUUAUAUUCUUUUUGCUGUCCUAUCUGGCAGGAUAAGAUCACAAGAGAAAUUUUUUGAAGAGGUCGCACUACUGGUCAGUGUUCAAGGCCUCUUGUUUCUAGCAACUUGGCUGCCAGUAUUGGUAUCAGUGUGCUUUGCAAUAUCAGGGAAGGACGUCCCUUACAAGGUGCAGUGCUACCUUACUCUCGUUACCUUCUUGAACUGUUUGACACACCCUUUUCUUUUUGGAUACUGUUUAUCGUUUGUCAAAAACGGGUACAUCAGCAUAUUCCAAAGCAUGGGACUGCUAAAGAAAGCGAAUCAGAAGAGACAAAAUGACCAAAAGAAGUUGCAGACACUGUGACGGAUUGUUGGGAGGACAAGGGACUCGCGUAGGCGCUGGUCAUCUACCUUAGAACUUGCUCGCACUUCUUUAACAGCAACGGUUUAAGAUAGGGAAUGAUUGAUUUCACUAAGGCAUUCCGAAUCCCGGAAAAAAUUUCAAGCAUUCUCGCCGAUUAUCAUCAUGAUUCAACAAACAAGGGUUGAAAAAUCCUCUUCAUAUCGUCAAGGCGUGUAAAGAAUACCAUCAAACCGUCAGCCAAGGGACAAAGGCCAAGUAGGAUGAAUCGCGUUCUCGUGUAAACGCUUGUCAACAACGAUCAUAAGGUGACAUUCCUCGUGUAAGCAGGCCCUAAAAGGUCGCACGGCCUCGUUUAUCCAUGUACUUGUUUAAACUCUAAUGAAAAGAAAAAGCCUACGCUCGUAUAAGGAGGAGGAGGUAGUAAACCAUAAAGCUCACGCGUAUGUUUUAUGAUGUCCUAACCAUUCGUGGUUCAAUAGUAAGGGGAGUGGUUAGUUUUUUAUUGUAUGUGGUUUUAACUACAUUUGACCUAGAACAUUGUCUUAAUGUCCUGUGCUCGCUGCCUCCUGGCGUCACGUUUUAUGGAUAUAGUAGUGGUAUUGAUACUUUACUUCCCUGUAUUUCCUCCUUAAUUUUGCACAAAUAAACCAGCAUGUGCCGAAAUUAUGUUAAAAAAGGAAGUUAGAUUGAGCAACGAACCAUUUGUCCAAGUUUUCUCUUGCGAUUGCAUGGAAAAUAGUCCUUCUCUGGCCUUCCUCCCUUCCUUCCACGGGAAUUUUGGCGGUUUUUUUAGCUUUAACAGUAUUGGCGUGGCUUUGGCGUGGCUUUGGCGUGGCUUUGGCGUGGCUUUGGCGUGGCUUUGGCGUGGCUUUGGCGUGGCUUUGGCGUGGCUUUGGCGUGGCACUGCAUCAAAUUUAUAAAUUAAUGACUGAAAUUGGCGUCGAACAUCAUUCAAAUUAACGAAGAUAAUUUCAAAACUCUCUCUCUGAGAUGAAAAAUAAAUUCCAACCUCGCUUUCAGGCAAUUUUAAUUGAACAAUAAAAUGGACCCCUAAAAAUUUUCGGCUAGUUUUUCUUGCCCCUUCGGUUUUGGCGGGUAUUUUUGCCCUAGGAAAAUGCUGGCGGAAAUAUCCGGCGGAGAGAAAAAAUGGAAUGCAACCUGGUUGGAGAUCUCUCGUGGUCAAAUCUAAUAUAUUGCUGCUCUCCUACAAAUUAACAAACCACUCAUCUUGCAAACAACAGCUCACUAUAAACGGCGUUCGGGUGAAUUGGUUACUAAACAAUCCUCAGUAAAUAGGACAGAGAGCUAAUUAAAAUCGAAAAUCUAAGCGAUUUUGAAAAUAAUGGUAUAAUUUUUGGGCAAUGUCGUAGUGUCUGUUUUAUUAUCUCAUAUCCUUUUUCCUUUUUUGUUAUGCUUCACUUAUAAUAUUAUACCGGUACCGUGUAAACGGAGCGCAAAAAAAACAAAGGUUUGAACCAUACCGGCAUGGCAAAACGCUUAUAGGUAUAUACGGAUUGAAUUUACAUAUAGUUUUAAGGCUAUCUCCUUUCCCAUAUUUGAUCAGAUGUUAGCAUAGAAAUCACUGAUGAUUCAAUCAUUUUGUAUUGAUUUAUAUUUUUUAACAUCAACAGAUGCCUGUUAUACGAGAUGUUAGGAGAUAACCUAGGGAACCUGGCUUGUAUCAGGUAUAAAUCAAAGUGAGAAUUUUUACUACUUCUUGUCUAUGGAGAUAGUCUAGCUAUUGCUAUUUCUAAGAGGACCAAUGUUGCUUCCCCGAUGCAGGAGAAAUUUCCUUGUCAAAAUUUCGCAUUCUUAUUUGAAUUUCUCGUUAACUUUUAUGAUGACAAUAAAUUGUAACCGGGCUCCUAAAGUUUCAUAUCUUUAAAGUGACGUAAUAGUUAUGAAGUUUGGUGACAAUGCGGAAGCUUAUUUAUAUAUUUCGUAUUUAAGAAUGUUGUCGUUGGUCCUUUCUUUACUCUCUGUUCUUUGUGCUUUGUAACAAAGUUUAAACACUGUGUUGCUAAUUCUUAUUAUUCAGCAGAGCGUAGCCUAAGCGGAAAGAUUUUAAAAGAUUUUCGUAUUUUUGCCGGGAAGAUUGUAAACAUGAUCGAUGUGUUCUUUCCUUGUAAUUGUUGAUCCCGCUAUUACUAGCAAAAUGUUAUUUGACCUACUCGUCAUUCAAGGAAUGCCUUUAUAUAUACUGUGAAGAGUUCCCGAAUCAAUCUUUCUUGCCGUUUUGUCUGUUCUCAAGGAAAGUCUCUUCGAAACACUGAGCAUAACUUUUUGAAUAAGAAGGAUUACAAAAUAUCUAGCGAUCUUAAAGGUUUAGCGCAAGGAAAUCUUACCUAUAAACCGCCUUUUGUCGGAUUUUUAGGAACUUAAUGUGACUGUGCACUGUGUCAUUGAAAAUUGUUGCUCUGAGAUUUCCCUCCAUGUGAAGUACUUUGCUCACACAAAGAGUACUUUUCAGCGUCAAAGAAUAGAAAAAAACGUUUUCUCUGAUCCCCUACUUUAUGACCAUACCCAUCGUUGUUAGAAGAGGGUAUCAGGUCUAUUGUCAAAGAGGGAUCACGAAUCAUGUUACGGAUAGGGCAGUGGCAGUUGCAACUUUUUGAAUAUCAUCAGAGGUUGAAUCAUCAGAGGUUCAAAUCUCGCCCAGAGCCCCACUUCUGCUGCCCCUGUUGUCUUCCCAAAACGUUUUUUGUUGAUCAAAAGACUCGCUCAUUUGGCAGUUUUGGUGCGGUUUUAUGUUUUAAUGUUAGAUAUUUAUGGAGAGAUUGGAAUGUCUUACAUGAGAACUCCUGUUUCUUGGUGAUUUUUCUUUAUUGUUUACCGUUAAAGCUAUUUAUUAGGUUCUUGGGCACACGAAAAUAGAAAUCAAAAAUUCGUUUGCUAAAUUGAUAGCUAAAAAAGAAGGUUCUGAUAAAAGGGUCUAAGCUGUCUUUUUGCAAUUAGGCAAAGAGCUGCAAUAAAAACUGCAAAAACGUGUUUUCAGGAUGAGAUUUUAGACAAUGGGACCAUAGAAUGGUAUAAUAUCCAGGGACGGAUUUCCCGGGGUUGUGGAGGCUCGAUACCCACUCCCCCAAUAAUUUUGUUUCCUUAGGUAAAUUUUGCUUCAAUUCGGUAAAAAUCAUUUUUUAAAACGAAAUGGUCAGUGGUAACAAUAUUUACUUUUUUAUCAUCCUACCAAUCUACAGUAAUUGUACAAGAUGUUGCUUAUACAAUCGUGUAUUUCAUAAUAGAGCAAGCGUGUGGUUGAAUAUGUGGCAUAUUUAUAAAAUUUCGUGCAUAGACAA
This is a messenger RNA of Rhopilema esculentum, 4502 nucleotides long. RefSeq lists its product as uncharacterized. NCBI's taxonomy places the organism in Eukaryota, Metazoa, Cnidaria, Scyphozoa, Rhizostomeae, Rhizostomatidae. The record is from RefSeq and is a predicted model, not a curated record.